AUGUCAAGGGCUCCGAUCCUUAUCAAAGAUCUGGUCAAGGGAAACCAGAUUUGGAAAAUGGCUAUUAGGGUUGUUGAUUUGUGGACUGUUACUGAAAAAAAUGGUUAUCAGCACAUUGAAAUGGUCAUUCAAGAUGGAGAGGGUGAUAAGAUUCAUGUCACCACCAGGAAUAGAGACUUCAACGAUUGGGUUCAACAAGUCAAGGAGCAUGACACUUUUUUUCUGUAUAAUGGAGAACCUGUUGACAACGAUGCCCCUUUGAAAGUUUGCUCUAACCCACUCAAGCUCGUCUUCAACGGAGGAACUACGAUGACGAGUGUCGCCAUACCCGGAAUACCAACUCACAAAUUCUGUUUUCACCCGAUUGAAAACUUUCUCAAAGGGAACUUCAAACAUGACUUGCUAUAUGAUGUCAUUGGAGUGUUGCAAGAUGUUGUUAAGACCCAACAUGGAGGUGGUGGUAGAAAAUCUUGCGUCAACGUCACUUUACGUGAUGUCGAAGGAAAUAUCAUUGAGCUGGUCUUAUGGGAUGAUUACGGCAAGCAAUUCAUGAACUACACUACCCCGGAUAACAUUUCUGGGCCUACUAUUGUCAUACUGACACAUGCCUGGUGCAAGCCAAAUACAGUUUCCGGUUUCCCGUGUCUAUCCAAUGCAUGGAACGGCUCAAGGCUUUACAUAAACUUGGAGCAUCCACAAGUCGACGAAUUCAAAGCUAGUUUUGGAGCAACUGCUUUGUCCAAUAUACCUGCCCUUUCCCAAUCACUAACCUGUGAUUCAACCAUUCAACCUGCUAACAACUUCUGGACUGGCUUGGGUGAGGUCAAGAGUAUCCAAGCAAUCUCUGAUUUGGGAAAGGAUUGUUAUGCAACUACGAUUGGGACUACCGUCGGUUUAAGAGCCUCCAAAAAUGGUUGGUAUUUUGAGUCAUGCACUGGAUCCUCUGGGAAUGCAAAUUCGGAACCUGUUACCAAAUUCAAAGUUGAAGUGGAGGUAGUAUAUGAUGGACACAAGGGGAUCUUUGUUUUUUGGGAUAAGGAUUGUAUUCCUUAUACUAAACUGACUGCUAAGGAAAUUAGAGAAGUUAUGAAGACGGCUGGAGAGGACAACCCAAAGAUUUGGCCUGCUCAACUCGAUGUCUUGCUGAAUAGAGAACUCGCCUUUCGUAUCAAGUAUCAAUCACAAUACCGGCAAUUCUCAGUCGUGAAAAUACUUAAUGAGGAAGACCUUUACAACAAGUUUCACAACUACCUCACCACCAAUCAGAAUCCAACCAAUCCUCCUGUUCUAGAAAAUUCCACCAACGCUCCUAAUACAAACCAAGCCUCACAAACAUCUGAACAAUCUCUUUGCGCUAGAGCUGACUCGGCUGCUAACCAUACUUCGAGUCCAGAAGCAAGCUCCAACACCACUCCUGCCAAGAGGAUUGCUAUGUCAACAUCGGUUAAUGAUAUCAUACUGGCUGAAGAACUCACUCCUAAGCAAUCGGCCACAAAACCCAAGCCUGGAAAGAAGAUUAAGCACUUGAAGAAGGAGUAA
Messenger RNA from Vicia villosa (hairy vetch), 1539 nucleotides. RefSeq lists its product as uncharacterized. Bases 1 to 1539 code for a protein of 512 amino acids. The transcript is spliced from 10 exons. The record is from RefSeq and is a predicted model, not a curated record. Lineage: Eukaryota; Viridiplantae; Streptophyta; Magnoliopsida; Fabales; Fabaceae.